Verticillium alfalfae VaMs.102 is the source of this 2280-nucleotide messenger RNA. Its product is annotated as phosphoribosylamine-glycine ligase. The transcript is spliced from 2 exons. The record is from RefSeq and is a predicted model, not a curated record. Gene Ontology annotation, cellular component: cytosol. Bases 1 to 2280 code for a protein of 759 amino acids. Gene Ontology annotation, molecular function: phosphoribosylamine-glycine ligase activity; ATP binding; phosphoribosylformylglycinamidine cyclo-ligase activity. Gene Ontology annotation, biological process: 'de novo' IMP biosynthetic process; adenine biosynthetic process. Lineage: Eukaryota; Fungi; Ascomycota; Sordariomycetes; Glomerellales; Plectosphaerellaceae.
AUGGCUUCUACCAUGCGGAUCUUGCUGAUUGGUAAUGGCGGUCGCGAACAUGCGCUCGCCUGGAAGUUGAGCCAGUCCCCCACCGUUGAGGCCAUCUUUGCGGUUCCGGGCAAUGGUGGCACUGCGACCUGUCCCAAGACCACCAAUGUCUCCUCCGUUGCUGCGGACGAUUACCCGGCGCUCGUUGCAUUCGCCAAGUCCAAUGCAAUCACAUUGGUUGUUCCUGGCCCGGAGGCGCCUCUCGUCGAUGGCGUCGAGGGGUACUUCCGCGACGCUGCGAUUCCCUGCUUCGGUCCCUCCAAAGAGGCCGCUCGCAUGGAGGGCAGCAAGACCUUCUCCAAGGACUUUAUGAAGAAGCACGGGAUUCCCACCGCCGCUUACGAGAACUUUUCCGACUUCGACCAGGCACUCGCAUACCUCGAUCGCAUAUCGCAUAAUGUCGUCAUCAAGGCCACCGGACUCGCCGCCGGCAAGGGCGUCAUUAUCCCGGCUACCAAAGACGAGGCGAAGGCUGCUCUGAAGCAGAUCAUGGUCGACAAGGCUUUUGGAGAUGCGGACAGGAGGUUGUCAUCGAAGAUUUCUGACCGGCGACGAGCUCAGCAUUCUCACUUUCAGCGACGGUACCCACACCAUCUCGCUGCCUCCGGCGCAAGACCACAAGCGGAUCGGAGAUGGAGACCAGGGCCCGAACACCGGCGGGGCGUCCUGUUCACUGGGCUCAUGAUCGGCCCUGACGGACCCAAGACUCUUGAAUACAAUGUCCGCUUCGGCGACCCAGAGACGCAAACUGUCCUGCCGCUUCUGUCUGCCGAUACCGAUCUUGCCGAAAUCAUGCUCGCAUGCACGGCGCACGAAGCUCGCCUAGAUUGCGUCAAGGUGAAGAUCGAGCCAAAAUUCAGCGCUACCGUCGUUGUCGCUGCUGGAGGUUAUCCCGACGCCUACGCCAAGGGCACGCCGAUGAAUGUGCAGGCGUCAAGCUCGCCUGACAUCACCGUCUUCCACGCCGGAACAAUACUCACGGCGGAAGGACAGCUCCAGACUGCGGGCGGUCGGGUUAUUGCCGUCAACGCGACGGCUGCCGAGUCCCUAGAGGCAGCGGUCAACAAGGCAUACCAGGAGGAUAUCAAGCUGAUCCAGUUUGACAAGAUGUACUACCGCAAGGACAUCGCUCACCGUGCCUUCCGAAACAAGACCGGGGCUAAGGAGGCGCUCACAUACGCCGCCGCCGGCGUGAGCGUCGACGCCGGCAAUGAUUUUGUGGAGCGUAUUAAGAAGGCUGUGAGGGCCACAAGACAGCCUGGUGCAGAUGCUGAGAUUGGAGGCUUUGGAGGUGAGGUAGAUUUGGCCAAGUGUGGCAUUCAGAUGGAAGAUGGUCAGCUUCCCAUUGUUGUUGGUGCCAUUGACGGCGUGGGUACCAAGCUGCUCAUUGCGCAGAAGAUGGGCAAACAUGACACGGUGGGCAUCGACUUGGUCGCCAUGAAUGUGAACGACCUGGUGGUUCAGGGUGCGCGACCUCUCAUGUUCCUUGACUACUAUGGUUGCAGCAAGCUGGACCUCAGCACGGCGGCAUCCUUCGUUGAGGGUGUGGCGGCGGGCUGCAUCGAUGCUGGCUGCACGCUGGUCGGCGGAGAGACUGCUGAGAUGCCAGGCAUGUACCAGAAAGAUGACUACGAUGCGGCGGGCUGCGCCGUUGGCGUCAUGACUGGCCGCCACCGACUUCCGCGUACUCAGGACAUGGCACAGGGAGAUGUUCUUCUGGGACUUGCUUCAAGUGGUGUGCACUCGAAUGGGUUCUCACUCGUUCGCAAAAUUGUGGAACGCGAAGGACUGCAAUAUUCCGACCAGGCGCCUUGGGACCAAGGUCGGAGCGUGGGCGAGAAUCUGCUGACACCAACACGAAUCUAUGUGAAGAGCUUGCGCGGAGUUGUCGAAAAGGGCCUUGUCAAGGGACUCGCACACAUCACCGGUGGAGGUCUGAUCGACAACGUGCCUCGCAUGCUGCCAGACGAACUCGCUGCCGAGAUAGACUUGACGUCAUGGCAAGUGCCGGCCGUCUUCAAGUGGCUCAAGAUCAGCGGUAAUGUUGAGGCGCUUCAAAUGUGCCGUACAUUCAACAUGGGCAUCGGUAUGGUGGUGGCUGUCGGCGUGGACCAAAUACAGGAUACUGUAGCAGCGUUGGAGGCUGCGGGUGAACAGGUCUCCCGAAUUGGGCGGCUUGUGAAGCGAGACGGUGAGGCUUGCGUCAUGACAAACCUGAACUCUGUGGUGUGGGAAUCAUGA